UCUCUCAGUACCUUGUGCAUUGAGGGGUUGAAUCCAAUUGAUGAGCUCUCCUGGGAACACCUUUGGGAAUAACGCUUCCAAGCGCCUUGAGCAAACCUCCACGGAAAAUUCUCGAUCAGCUGAAUUCAGGGGCCAGUUGUUGCAAUACGACACUCCAGCUCCUCUCUGCUUUCACACCCUCAGCCAAACCUGCCAUGAUCUCCCGGCUGGAGCGAGGGGAGGAGCCGAGCAUCCUGAUUCUCCAGGACUCCAAGGAAAGGGAGGGCCUGAGAGAAGGUGCCAGGACAGCGAGUGAGAACGAGGAGGAGAACCUCCAGCAGGAAAGGUCUGCGGGAACAGAGCUGCACAGGACGUCAGCCAUACAGCGGGGAGGAGCCAGCGAGAGCCCGGGAGGGGCAGGACAGCAGCAGGGAGAGCACCUAGAGGAGAACGAAGCCGGCCUGGGGGAGAAACACUACCAGUGCACCCAGUGCCACAAACGCUUCAGCCGCAGCUCCAACCUGCUCCGUCACCAGCGCUCCCACACGGGUGAAAAGCCGUUUCGCUGCACCGUGUGUGGGAAGGGCUUCACGCAGUGCGGGAACCUCACGGAGCACAGCCGGAUCCACGCUGGGGAGCGCCCCUUCCGGUGCCCCCAGUGCGGGAAGGCCUUCGCCGUGAGUGCCUCCCUGCGCCAGCACCGCCGCAGCCACACCGGGGAGCGGCCCUACACGUGCCUAGAGUGCGGGAAGGGCUUUGGGGUGAGCUCUGCGCUCGUGGUCCACCAACGCAUCCACACCGGGGAGCGGCCCUACCGGUGCGGGGAGUGCGGGCGCGGCUUCUGCCGCAGCUCCAACCUGGUACGGCACCGGCGCACCCACACCGGGGAGCGGCCCUACUGCUGCGCCCAGUGCGGCAAGCGCUUUGGGAAGAGCUCCGCCCUGAUCCAGCACCAGCACACCCAUACCAGCGAGCACCCCUACCGGUGCCCUGACUGUGGGCAGGGCUUCAGCCAGGCCUCCCACCUGGCCCAGCACCAGCGCACCCACACCGGGGAGCGGCCCUACGCCUGUGCCGAGUGCGGGGGGCGCUUCGGGGAGAGCUCCAACCUCAUCAAGCACCAGCGGGUGCACUCGGGGGAGCGGCCCUACAAGUGCCCCCGGUGCGGGAAAAGGUUCGGCCGCCACUCCAACCUGAUCCACCACCAGCGCACCCACUUGGACGCCAAGCCCUUCAAAUGCCCUGACUGCGGGAAGGGCUUCACCCAGAGCAGCCGCUACACCCAGCACUGCCGGGUCCACGCCGGCCAGAAGCCCUACCAGUGCCCCCAGUGUGGGAAGGGCUUCAGCCAGAGCUCCCACUACACCUACCACCAGCGCGGCCACACGGGAGAGCGGCCCUUCCGCUGUGCCGGCUGCGGGAAGGGCUUUAGCCGCAGCUCCAACCUGAUCCGGCACCAGAGGAUCCACAGUGAGGGGAGACCCCAUCAAUGCCCUGACUGCGGGAAGGGUUUCACCUGCAGCUCCCACCUCCUCCAGCACCAGCGCACCCACACUGGCGAGAGACCCUUCCAGUGCCCCGACUGCGGGAAGGGCUUUGGGGUCAGCUCUCACCUCGUUGUCCACCAGCGGGUCCACACGGGGGAGCGCCCCUACAAAUGCCCCAACUGCGGGAAGAGCUUCAGCCAGAGCUCCCACCUGGCCAAGCACCAGCGCACCCACACCGGGGAGCGGCCCUACAGGUGUGCGGCCUGCGGGAAGAGCUUUGGGGACAGCUCCUACCUGAUCCAGCACCAGCACACCCACACCGGGGAAAGCCCCGGCCUGGCCGGUGGGAUGGGUGCGGAGGAGAGGCCUUACCCUUGUCCCCAGUGCGGGAAGAGCUUUGGCACCAAGCUGGCUCUGAGCCGGCACCAGAAGGUGCACAGCGAGGAGCGGCCCUAUGAGUGCGCUGAAUGCGGGAAGAGCUUCAAGCUGAGCCGGCUGCUUAUCCAACACCAGCGGAUCCACACCGGGGAGCGGCCCUACCGAUGCCCCGACUGCGGGCAGAGCUUCGGCCGCAGCUCCCACCUCCGCUCGCACCAGCACAUCCACACCGGCGAGAAACCCCACCCCUGCCCUGACUGCGGGAAGGGCUUCAGCCACGGCUUCCAGCUGGCUCAGCACCGGCGCGUCCACACGGGGGAGCGGCCCUACGGGUGCCCUGACUGCGGGCGCAGCUUCAGCCACCGCUCCACCCUCAUCAAGCACCAGCGCACCCACACCGGGGAGCGGCCCUACCACUGCGCCCAGUGUGGCAAGGACUUCAACUGGAGCUCAGCGUUCAUCAAGCAUCGCCGGACCCACUCGGAGGAGCGGCCCUUCCGCUGCGCGGACUGCGGGAAGGGCUUCCGUGAGAGCUGCACCCUCAUCCAGCACCAGAAGAUCCACUCGGAAGAGAAACCCUACAAAUGCCCCAACUGCUGCAAAAGCUUCAGCCUCAGCUCCUACCUCGCCAGGCACCAGAAAAUGCACACGGCCUAGGGACGCCAGCGGGGGGGGGCCUGCCCUGCCCGCACAGGGGCAUUGUGGGUACCUUUCUGAAGUGGGUAUGCACCCCCUGCUUGCACAGAGAUGUUCUCUUGUCUUCCUCUGGUGACUGGAGCGUGUAUGAGAAUUUAGGUGGAAUUUGUGGCCCUGGAGGUUGUUAAGAACAGUUCCAGAUCUCGGACAGGUCCCACCUCUAAUUGAUGGUCUAGGUAUAGUUGAUCCUGCCUCAAUGCGGAGGGGAGGACUAGAUGACUUCUCAAGGACCCUUCCAGCCCUACAUUUCUAUGACUCUGUGAGUCUGCUGCUAACCCCUAAACUGAUUUCGUCCCAUGGGAAAUUCAAACCUUGAAUUUCAGAGAUUUUAAAAAUUUGAUUUUUUGUCCCGGUUUGUUGAAAGCUCAGAAUUUUUCACAAAAUAUUAUUAUUGGGCAAAAUAUUUCAUCGGAUUUAUUGCUUUGACUAAUUAUAUCUUCUAUGAUACAAGAGGCAGUGUGCUCUAGGGCAGUGUUUCGCCACCAGGGCCUUUUCUUGUGGCCACAGCCUCCUGGGCUGUGAUGGGGGCGGAGAGGCGCAAAGCAGUGGCCCCAUUGCCAGGGCCGCCAGCAGUGGUUGGUCUCUGCCCCCCUCUGGAGUCACGCUGGAGGUGCAGGCAACUGGUGAAUUCCCCACUUUCCCAGGGGUGGGGGCAGGCAGGCUUCAGCCAUGGGGCUUCGGUCUCCAUCCACGCCGUGGCAGGCUCUGGUUCAGACUCUGGCCCCAGGCUCACCAUCCCCUACAUCCCCCCGCUAUUAUCCCUGGGCCCUGCAGCCUCCCUGCCCCCUCCCCAUCCAGGGCUUUAUCUGUCCCAGGGCUUGCCUGGACUGAGUAAGUCUGCUGUGAAAAGUGAUAUUAACAAAUAUGCAAAGAUCACUUUCACAGCAGAAGACUUACCAGCUAGCAAGUCUUAGGGGGGGGAAAAAGCGCAACCAAAAAAGCAAAAGAAACAACAAAAAAGACAAGAACAUGCG
Molecule: messenger RNA, 3514 nt
Organism: Terrapene triunguis (Three-toed box turtle)
Lineage: Eukaryota; Metazoa; Chordata; Testudines; Emydidae
Product: zinc finger protein 345-like
Exons: 4
Coding region: 195-2501 (768 amino acids)
Biological process (GO): regulation of transcription by RNA polymerase II
Molecular function (GO): DNA-binding transcription factor activity; RNA polymerase II cis-regulatory region sequence-specific DNA binding
Source: RefSeq, a predicted model, not a curated record